This is a messenger RNA of Pipra filicauda (Wire-tailed manakin), 1398 nucleotides long. RefSeq names its product cyclin D1 (gene CCND1). Gene Ontology annotation, cellular component: nucleus; cytoplasm; cyclin-dependent protein kinase holoenzyme complex. Gene Ontology annotation, biological process: mitotic cell cycle phase transition; regulation of cyclin-dependent protein serine/threonine kinase activity; positive regulation of G1/S transition of mitotic cell cycle. The transcript has 5 exons. The coding region runs from base 185 to 1063 and encodes 292 amino acids. NCBI's taxonomy places the organism in Eukaryota, Metazoa, Chordata, Aves, Passeriformes, Pipridae. Gene Ontology annotation, molecular function: cyclin-dependent protein serine/threonine kinase regulator activity. The record is from RefSeq and is a predicted model, not a curated record.
AACGUCACAGGGACUAUACAGGAGAGUUUUGUUGGAAGUUAGAAAGUUUUGCAGCCUCCAGAGGGCUGUAGCGGCAGUAGCAGAAGCAGCAUCCAAGGGACUCCUGGAAGGGGAAGAGAGAGAGCGAGCGAGCGACUGACUCAGUCCUGCUGCAGAGAACUGACUCGAGGCGACGGAGGCAGACAUGGAACAUCAGCUGCUGUGCUGCGAGGUGGAGACCAUCCGACGAGCCUACCUGGAUGCCAACCUCCUCAAUGACAGGGUGCUGCAGACAAUGCUCAAGGCGGAGGAGACCUGCUCGCCCUCCGUCUCCUACUUCAAGUGCGUGCAGAAAGAAAUCUUGCCAUAUAUGAGGAAAAUAGUUGCCACUUGGAUGCUGGAGGUUUGCGAGGAGCAAAAGUGCGAAGAGGAAGUUUUCCCCUUGGCUAUGAAUUACUUGGACAGAUUUUUGUCGUUUGAACCCCUCAAGAAAAGCCGGUUGCAACUGCUCGGAGCUACCUGCAUGUUUGUGGCUUCAAAAAUGAAGGAGACUAUUCCUCUGACCGCAGAAAAACUGUGCAUUUAUACAGAUAACUCCAUUAGACCCGACGAAUUACUGCAAAUGGAGCUGCUGCUGGUGAAUAAGCUGAAAUGGAAUCUGGCCGCAAUGACCCCCCACGAUUUCAUUGAACAUUUCCUCACUAAAAUGCCUCUGGCAGAGGACACCAAGCAGAUCAUCCGUAAACAUGCUCAGACUUUUGUGGCUCUGUGCGCUACAGAUAUUAAAUUUAUUUCAAACCCACCCUCCAUGAUCGCAGCUGGCAGUGUGGUAGCAGCUGUGCAAGGCCUGCAUCUGGGGAACACUAACACUUUCCUCUCCUAUCAAUGCCUCACACAUUUCCUAUCACAAGUUAUCAAAUGUGAUCCGGAUUGUUUACGAGCCUGCCAAGAACAGAUCGAGUCCCUCCUUGAAUCCAGUCUACGUCAGGCACAGCAGCACAACGUAUCUUCAGAAACAAAGACUGUAGAGGACGAAGCAGAUCUUUCCUGCACGCCCACUGAUGUGCGAGAUGUGAACAUUUAAGAGGACUUCUUCUUCUUCUAAUGGAUUUGCUUGGCAAGAAAAGUAGACAAAAAAAAAAAAGAAAGGGCAUCUGAGAAGGAAUCGGCGUCAGGAUCUCCCCCCCAGAAACCCUUUUCUCCAGGACAUUUUUAUACCAGAAGGGAAAACCAGUUCUUGUUAUAUUUUUUUCUCGCUCUGUCUCCCUUCCAUCUGUGACUUCAAACAAACAAAAUAAAACAAAAAGUACCCCAAAAACUGUCUUAAAAAAAAGAAAAAAAUAGUAUUUGCAUUACCCCCAGGGGUUUGUGCUACAAAAAUAGAGGAUUUUAUACAAUAAUAAUCAACUAGUUUUUAUA